GUGGGAUUUUGGUAGGAGGAGGUGGAUGUGUUUAUAUUAUUCAACUUGAAAGCAUGUUGGAGUAGUGAAGGCUUGCUGUAGUUUAUUAAGCGCUAUAACCGUUCUCAGGACCAAAGUGCGAUUUUUCAGCUUUCCAGCAAAACACUGAAGCUCUGGUCACUGAGUUAAUUAACAAAGAGGCGUCGCAUGGCAUGAGGAGCAGCUGCAAGACGAGUAAACAUCACCUUCAGCAUCAUUUCCUGACACGUGUUCGUAUGUUCACGGCGUUUUCACACAGGCAAACCAGCCUAAGAAAUGUUAAUAUCAUCCUCACUGGUGAAGUUUAAAAAAAAAAAAAAAAGCUCAGUCUGUACUGAUUUCCAUAUCCUUAUUUUUAACAUGGCUUAACUCCCUGUAAAGUCCCAGCAUCAGCGUUGUUUAAAACUCUGAAACCGAGCUCUGCAGCAGAUAGUUCAUGCUCUUGGACACAUGCUCCUGAUCCUGCUGUCUCACAGCAUUGUGAGGAUGAGCGCAUAGAUACUGAUGUGGGGAACUCGAGCUCCAUGGAGCAUGUCUCCUUUGUGGAUGAGCAGAAUGCAGGAUUCAAGAUGAGGCCUCUAAAAGAAGAGCCUGAAGAUGAAGAUUAUCUCUGUGGAGGAACAUCGGGCUCUGUUGGACACUCCAUCCAGAACAUGGAAUUUCUGAAGAAUCCUAUAAAGGUGGAAGAUUUGGAAAAUAAACUUGAAGUGGAAGAUUCUCACUGUGAAGGAACAUCGAGCUCUGUUGGACACACGGUUCAGAAUACCGACUUUCUGAAGAAUUCUAUAAAAGAGGAAGACUUGGAAGAUGAAGACUACCUGUACUGUGAGGAUUGCAAAGUCUUCUUCAUAAACAAAUGUGAAGUUCAUGGUCCGGCUGUCUUCAUCCCUGAUACUCCUGUUCCCCUGGGCAUCGCUGACAGAGCCAGACAAACACUCCCACCCGGACUAGAGAUACGGGAGUCCAGUAUUCCUCAUGCGGGUCUGGGAGUGUUUAAUGAAGGGGAGACUGUUCCAGUUGGUGCACAUUUUGGACCCUACCAGGGAGAUCUGGUAGACGGAGAGGAAGCUAAGAACAGUGGGUAUUCCUGGGUGAUAUUUAAGAACAGACUGCAUGAGGAAUACAUAGAUGCUAAGAGAGAGGUGCAUGCUAACUGGAUGAGAUAUGUGAAUUGUGCUCGUAUUGAUGAGGAGCAGAACUUGGUGGCUUUUCAGUAUCGAGGGGGGAUUCUGUACCGUUGCUGUCGACCCAUUAAUCCAGGACAGGAGCUGUUGGUGUGGUAUGAUGAGGAGUAUGCCAAAGACCUUAGUGUUGUCUUUGACUACCUCUGGAACAAAAAGUGUUCUCCAAAUGAAAUCAAUGACAGCCUGUUGCAUGUCUCUUCGUGCUCCUUGUGCCCACUUUUCUAUACGUCAGAGAAGUCCCUCCACAGACACAUGAGAAGAUGCCACCCUGACCAGCAUGUGAAACCGACUGAACCGACUACGCACGAUCUGACCCCCACAGUAAGCUUCAGCGUUGAACAAGUAUCCUCUGGUACUCUCCUCACUACCAGCUCUCAACAACAAAUGCAGAAGGAACUGCACAACUGCUUAGAUUGUGGAAAGAGUUUUCUUCUUCAGAGUGGUCUACGACAACACCAGUGUGUUCACAAAAGACAGAAGUUGUAUCUCUGCUCACAGUGUGGGAAGAGUUUUUAUCUUGAAACCGCUUUCAAACGACACCAGCGCAUUCACACAGGAGAGAAGCCAUAUUGCUGUUCACAAUGCGGAAAGAGUUUUACUUAUCAAAGUACCUUCAAACUACACCAACGCGUUCACACAAGAGAGAAGCCGUAUCACUGCUCACAGUGUGGAAGGAGUUUUUCUCAACAGAGUUCCCUCCAAACACACCAGCGUGUUCACACAGGAGAGAAGCUGUAUCACUGUUCGCAGUGUGGAAAGAGUUUUACUCGUAAGACUCAAGUCAAACUACAUUAUCGCAUUCACACAGGAGAGAAGCUGUAUCACUGCUCACAGUGUGGGAGGAGUUUUACUGAAAAGGGUAAUCUCCGAACACACGAACGCAUUCAUACAGGAGAGAAGCCGUAUCACUGCUCACAGUGUGGGAAGAAUUUUACUGAAAAGGGUAAUCUCCGAACACACCAGCGCAUUCACACAGGAGAGAAGCCGUAUCAGUGUUCACAGUGUGGAAAAAGUUUUACUCGUCGGAGCCCCUUCAAACUACACCAACGUGUUCACACAGGAGAGAAGCCAUAUCAGUGCUCACAGUGUGGAAAGAGUUUUUCUCAGCAAAGUUCCCUUCAAACGCACCAGCUCAUUCACACACAAGAGAAACCAUAUCACUGUUCACAAUGUGGAAAAAGUUUUACCCGUAAGACUCAAGUCAAACUACACUAUCGCAUUCACACAGGAGAGAAGCCGUAUCACUGCUCACAGUGUGGGAGGAGUUUUACUGAAAAGCGUAAUCUCCAAACACACGAACGCAUUCACACAGGAGAGAAGCCGUAUCGGUGCUCCCAUUGUGGAAAGAGUUUUUAUCAACAGCGUUACCUCCAAAUGCACCAGCGGGUUCACACAGGAGAGAAACCGUAUCUCUGCUCAGACUGUGGGAGGAGUUUUACUCACUAUAACAGUCUAAAACGACACCAGCGCACUCACACAGGAGAGAAGCGGUAUCAGUGCUCGGAGUGUCAGAAGAAUUUUACCGAAAAGCAUGAUCUCCAAAUACACCAGCGCAUUCACACAGGAGAGAGACCGUAUCAGUGUUCACAAUGUGGAAAGGGUUUUACUCAUCAGAGUCAUGUCAAAGUACACGAACGCACUCACGCAUCAGAGAAGCCGUAUCGCUGUUCACAGUGUGGGAAGAGUUUUGCUGCAAAGAGGACUCUCCAAGCACACAUGCACAUUCACACAGGAGUCAAGUGGUAUUGCUGCUCACAGUGUGGGAAGAGUUUUACUGACAAGUCUAAUCUUGAAACACACCAGUGCCCUCACACAGUAAAGAAACUGUAUCAGUGUGAACACUGUGGAGAAGAUUUGACUCAUCCAAGUGAUGUCAAACUACAUGAAUGCGUUCACCAGUGGCGGCUUGCCAAUGCGGAGCGCUGGGGCACCACCCCCUCUCCAGAUAUCAUGAACUCUGCAGCAGAUAGUUCAUGCUCUUGGACACAUGCUCCUGAUCCUGCUGUCUCACAGCAUUGUGAGGAUGAGCGCAUAGAUACUGAUGUGGGAAACUCAAGCUCCAUGGAGCAUGUCUCCUUUGUGGAUGAGCAGAAUGCAGGAUUCAAGAUGAAGUGUCUAAAAGAAGAGCCUGAAAACGAAGAUUAUCUCUGUGGAGGAACAUCGGGCUCUGUUGGACACUUAAUCCAGAGCACUGAAUUUCUGAAGAAUCCUAUAAAGGUGGAAGAUUUGGAAAAUAAACUUGAAGAGGAAGAUUCUCACUGUGAAGGAACAUCGAGCUCUGUUGGACACACGGUCCAGAAUGCCGACUUUCUGAAGAAUCCUAUAAAAGAGGAAGACUUGGAAGAUGAAGACUACCUGUACUGUGAGGAUUGCAAAAUCUUCUUCAUAAACAAGUGUGAAGUUCAUGGUCCGGCUCUCUUCAUCCCUGAUACUCCUGUUCCCCUGGGCGUCGCUGACAGAGCCAGACAAACACACCCACCUGGACUAGAGAUACGGGAGUCCAGUAUUGCUCAUGCGGGUCUGGGAGUGUUUAAUGAAGGGGAGACUGUUCCAGUUGGUGCACAUUUUGGACCCUACCAGGGAGAUCUGGUAGACGGAGAGGAAGCUAAGAACAGUGGGUAUUCCUGGGUGAUAUUUAAGAACAGACUGCAUGAGGAAUACAUAGAUGCUAAGAGAGAGGUGCAUGCUAACUGGAUGAGAUAUGUGAAUUGUGCUCGUAUUGAUGAGGAGCAGAACUUGGUGGCUUUUCAGUAUCGAGGGGGGAUUCUGUACCGUUGCUGUCGACCCAUUAAUCCAGGACAGGAGCUGUUGGUGUGGUAUGAUGAGGAGUAUGCCAAAGACCUUAGUGUUGUCUUUGACUACCUCUGGAACAAAAAGUGUUCUCCAAAUGAAAUCAAUGACAGACUGUUGCAUAUCUCUUCGUGUUCCUUGUGCCCACUUUCCUAUACGUCAGAGAAGUCCCUCCACAGACACAUGAGAAGAUGCCACCCUGACCAGCAUGUGAAACCGACUGAACCGACUACGCACGAUCUGACCCCCACAGUAAGCUUCAGCGUUGAACAAGUAUCCUCUGGUACUCUCCUCACUAGCAGCUCUCAACAACAAAUGCAGAAGGAACUGCACAACUGCUUAGAUUGUGGAAUGAGUUUUCUUCUUCAGAGUGGUCUACAACAACACCAGUGUGUUCACAAAAGACAGAAGUCGUAUCGCUGCUCACAGUGUGGGAAGAGUUUUUAUCUUGAAACCGCUUUCAAACGACACCAGCGCAUUCACACAGGAGAGAAACCGUAUUGCUGUUCACAAUGCGGAAAGAGUUUUACUUCUCGAAGUACCUUCAAACUACACCAACGCGUUCACACAAGAGAGAAGCCGUAUCACUGUUCCCAAUGUGGAAAGAGUUUUUCUCAACAGAGUAACCUCCAAACACACCAGCGUGUUCACACAGGAGAGAAGCUGUAUCACUGCUCACAGUGUGGAAAGAGUUUUACUCGUAAGACUCAAGUCAAACUACAUUAUCGCAUUCACACAGGAGAGAAGCUGUAUCACUGCUCACAGUGUGGGAGGAGUUUUACUGAAAAGGGUACUCUCCGAACACAUGAACGCAUUCAUACAGGAGAGAAGCCGUAUCACUGCUCACAGUGUGGGAGGAGUUUUACUGAAAAGGGUAAUCUCCGAACACACCAGCGCAUUCACACAGGCGAGAAGCCGUAUCAGUGUUCACAGUGUGGAAAAAGUUUUACUCGUCGGAGCCCCUUCAAACUACACCAACGUGUUCACACAGGAGAGAAGCCAUAUCAGUGCUCACAGUGUGGAAAGAGUUUUUCUCAGCAAAGUUCCCUUCAAACGCACCAGCUCAUUCACACACAAGAGAAACCGUAUCACUGUUCACAAUGUGGAAAAAGUUUUAAACGUAAGACUCAAGUCAAACUACACUAUCGCAUUCACACAGGAGAGAAGCCAUAUCACUGCUCACAGUGUGGGAGGAGUUUUACUGAAAAGCGUAAUCUCCAAACACACGAACGCAUUCACACAGGAGAGAAGCCGUAUCCGUGUUCCCAAUGUGGAAAAAGUUUUUAUCAACAGCGUUACCUCCAAAUGCACCAGCGGGUUCACACAGGAGAGAAACCGUAUCUCUGCUCAGACUGUGGGAGGAGUUUUACUCACUAUAACGGUCUAAAACGACACCAGCGCACUCACACAGGAGAGAAGCGGUAUCAGUGCUCGGAGUGUCAGAAGAGUUUUACCGAAAAGCGUGAUCUCCAAAUACACCAGCGCAUUCACACAGGAGAGAGACCGUAUCAGUGUUCACAAUGUGGAAAGGGUUUUACUCAUCAGAGUCAUGUCAAAAUACACGAACGCACUCACACAUCAGAGAAGCCGUAUCGCUGUUCACAGUGCGGGAAGAGUUUUGCUGCAAAGAGGACUGUCCAAGCACACAUGCACAUUCACACAGGAGUCAAGUGGUAUUGCUGCUCACAGUGUGGGAAUAGUUUUACUGACAAGUCUAAUCUCGAAACACACCAGUGCCCUCACAUAGUAAAGAAACUGUAUCAGUGUGAACACUGUGGAGAAGAUUUGACUCAUCCAAGUGAUGUCAAACUACAUGAAUGCGUUCACCAGUGGCGGCUUGCCAAUGCGGAGCGCUGGGGCACCACCCCCUCUCCAGAUAUCUAAAAAAGAAAGUCUACUUCAACAUGUUAAAUAUAAAUUCAUUGUAUAAUGCAAAGUAAUUGUGAAAUAUAAAUUGUUUACUCAUACAGUG
Neoarius graeffei (lesser salmon catfish) is the source of this 5964-nucleotide messenger RNA. RefSeq lists its product as uncharacterized. The coding region runs from base 543 to 5876 and encodes 1777 amino acids. NCBI's taxonomy places the organism in Eukaryota, Metazoa, Chordata, Actinopteri, Siluriformes, Ariidae. Gene Ontology annotation, biological process: regulation of transcription by RNA polymerase II. Gene Ontology annotation, molecular function: RNA polymerase II cis-regulatory region sequence-specific DNA binding; DNA-binding transcription factor activity, RNA polymerase II-specific; protein binding. The record is from RefSeq and is a predicted model, not a curated record. The transcript is spliced from 3 exons.